Messenger RNA from Lytechinus variegatus (green sea urchin), 810 nucleotides. RefSeq names its product peroxisomal membrane protein 2-like (gene pxmp2). The transcript is spliced from 5 exons. Gene Ontology annotation, cellular component: cytoplasm; membrane. NCBI's taxonomy places the organism in Eukaryota, Metazoa, Echinodermata, Echinoidea, Temnopleuroida, Toxopneustidae. The coding region runs from base 26 to 583 and encodes 185 amino acids. The record is from RefSeq and is a predicted model, not a curated record.
GAAUCUUUCUCGUAACGCAAAGUCAAUGAUGGAAACUAAGAAAGAGGGACCAGGAUCACUUCAAAUGCUCUUUCGAGCUUAUUUGAGAUUUUUAAAGGAGAAGCCUAUCAUUACAAAAUCGCUUACAAGUGGUUUGAUUGCUGGUAUUGGAGAUGUCAUUGCACAGAGAAUAGUGGAUCCUUCAGCACCUUACACAUUCAGGUCAACAGCAGCAUUUGCAGUUCUUGGGACCUUCUUCACCGGGCCCCUCUCUCACUACUUCUACGCAUGGCUGCAGAAGACAUUUCCAGGCAAAGAUGUACCAACAUCCAUAAAGAAAAUAUUAUGCGACCGUCUUGUGUUUGCCCCGCCCUACCUCUUGGCCUUCUUCUACCUUCUCGGAAUACUUGAGGGUAAAGGUCAUGCUCAAUCUGUAGAAAAGAUUAGAGAAACAUACUGGAUAGCAUUGAAGAUGAACUGGAGGAUAUGGACUAUCAGUCAAUACAUUAACAUCAAUUAUGUGCCUUUACAGUUCCGUGUACUGUUUGCUAGUAUGAUAGCCUUCAUUUGGACUAUCUAUCUAGCUGUAAUGAGGAGAAGAUGAACAAUAACUGACGAUAGCCUAGUUUAUAGCAGGGUAAUCAAGCCUAAUGACAUCAACGCAAGCCAAUUCAUCAUUUGGUCAAGCAAUCCAACCUGCCCUGUGAUUUGUCGAUCCACUCAUUCCUGCAGCUUUGAUUCUGAGGUAAAUUACAUGGAAGAUCAGUGCGAAUCAUGGCUCUAUUAAUUGAUUUUUUUAUAAAUCAAUGCAUGGUCUCAUCGAAUGCAGGU